Messenger RNA from Boeremia exigua, 1090 nucleotides. RefSeq names its product S-adenosyl-L-methionine-dependent methyltransferase. NCBI's taxonomy places the organism in Eukaryota, Fungi, Ascomycota, Dothideomycetes, Pleosporales, Didymellaceae. The transcript is spliced from 2 exons. The record is from RefSeq and is a predicted model, not a curated record. Bases 122 to 1039 code for a protein of 305 amino acids.
CAUCCGAACACAUAUAUAACCAUAGACUCACCUCCCAAACUUAAGCAUAUCAGCAAAUCAUUCAACCAUUCAAAACAACUUACUCAACACUCAAUCCAAUUGCCAUUUACAAUUCGCCACCAUGUCUAUCGCAGAGAUGAACGCCAAAUACUUCGACACGAUAUCCGACUCCUACGACGAAAAACCCUGGUUCGCCGUAGUCAACCGCCAGGUCGCAGAUGAAUUCCGCUCGAACCUGGACUGGAUCGGCAUCCCCCUCGCCAACACCGGCUCCUCCCCCGCAUCAGAAGUGCGCUUCCUGGACUACGCAUGCGGCACGGGGCUCAUGACCCGCACGCUCGGCCCCUACGUGACAAAGACACUCGGCAUCGACGUCUCCCCCAACAUGGUUGCAUCCUACAAGUCGCGCGCCGCCAGCGCCGGCCUGCCCCCCUCGACCGUCGACGCGGUUGUCGGCAACCUCUUCGACAAGGAGGACUUGCAGCCUGCUCACCUCGCGGGCGAGGAGUGGUGGGGCUUCGACCUCGCAGCCGUCGGCUUCGGGUUCCACCACUUCGAGGACGUGGUGCACGCCGCGCGGCAGCUGAAGGAGCGGCUGCGGCCCGGGGGUGUGCUGGUGAUUAACGAUUUCCUCGAGGGCGCGGAUAUGCGUGCGGGUCCAAACGGGGAGAAGAUUGAGGGGAGCGAGGGGAAUCAUGCUGUGCACCACCAUGGUCAUGGGAAGCAUGCACAUGGUGAGCAUGCCCAUGGACACGGAAAGCAUGAGCAUUCUCAUGAUCACGCGCACCACGAGGGUAAAGGCGCGGAGUUCCCGGAUUGGUCGGCGGAGCAGCGCAAGGAGAUGAAUGACUCCAUUGUUGUUCCGCACUUCUCGAUCGCCGGCGUGAAGCAGUUUUUUACUGAAGCAGGAUUUGUAGACGUCGACGUCAUCACGAUGAAGGAGCAAUCGUACAUGGAGUUUGGCGGAAAGAAGCUGUGGCGCACGGUCUUGAUCGCGAAGGGCAGGAGGCCAGAGGUGGAGAGCAAGAGCGAAUUGUGAGGAGGGUUUGCACGUGUGGACUGAGGUGAAACUGAGGGUUGAUAUAGAGUA